CAAACAGCGACAUGACAGGAUGAGACGCCCGCACUCCGCCCCGCCCAUCCAUCCGUUCUGACCUCGACAUGCCUCGAGUCUACCCUCCUCUUGAAGGCCGUCAGCCGGCUGUCAACCUUUCACCAUCCCUCGUCGAAUCGACCGCUGGCUUCAGCGCUGGAAUAGUAUCUACGCUUGUCGUCCACCCCUUCGACGUGAUCAAAACCCGCCUCCAGAUCGAACAGACCGAUGGACCGACCAACAUCAUUCGCCGUGGCGCAUCCUGGCGUGUCAUUCAACGCAUAGCAGGCGAAGCCACUCAUGGCCAGUCUCCAGAUAAGCCAAAAAUUCACCAAAGCCGUACGGCCUGGAGCGCAGCUAUGAUGCGCGCCUUUUAUCGCGGAUUGAUGCCGAACACCAUUGGCAACUCAGUCAGCUGGGCUCUCUAUUUCAUGUGGUACGGAAACAUCAAAGAUUUGGUUGGUGUCGCAAGAUACGGCAGCGCACGCGCGCAAUUGACCGGUGUGGAUUACUUGGUGGCAAGCUCGAUCAGCGGAAUUCUCACUUCUGUCUUCACCAACCCUAUUUGGGUCAUCAAAACACGCAUGCUCAGUACCGCCAAGCAUGCCCCAGGGGCCUACAAGAGCAUCGUUUCGGGGACGCUGAGUUUGUACAAGACCGAAGGGAUCAAGGGGUUUUAUCGAGGACUCUUGCCGAGCUUGUUUGGCGUCAGUCACGGCGCAGUACAGAUGAUGCUGUACGAGAAGCUGAAGAACCGAUGGGCCCUGCACAGAGAAGGUGGAACCCUGACAAAUAUGGACACUCUGCAGCUGUCUGCAGUGAGCAAGAUGGCCGCUGGGUCCAUCACCUACCCCUACCAGGUGGUACGGGCACGGCUGCAGACGUAUGAUGCCGCCCAGCGGUAUAAGGGAGCAGGAGAUGUGGUGAAAAAGGUGUUCCAGAACGAGGGAAUUGCCGGCUUCUACAAGGGCAUGGGGCCCAACCUGGUGCGGGUGGUGCCCAGCACCUGCGUGACCUUUUUGGUCUACGAGAACGUAAAGUUCUACCUGCCUCGCAUGAUGGCAGACGACGUAGUUGACGGAGAUGAAUGAAGCUGAGGAAGCACUCUUACUCCUCAAAUGAAGCUUCUCCCUCUGCCCCAUGCCAUGCCCACCAUGCAAUCAAGGUCAGUGGUAGGAGUGCUCGUGAUGAUUUCCGGAUUGUAGAGCCCCCGCUUGAUACAAAAUCCUUUUAAUCUCCAGAUG
Sphaerulina musiva SO2202 is the source of this 1244-nucleotide messenger RNA. Its product is annotated as mitochondrial carrier. Gene Ontology annotation, molecular function: folic acid transmembrane transporter activity; FAD transmembrane transporter activity. Bases 69 to 1091 code for a protein of 340 amino acids. The transcript has a single exon. Gene Ontology annotation, biological process: nucleotide transport; folate import into mitochondrion. Gene Ontology annotation, cellular component: mitochondrion. The record is from RefSeq and is a predicted model, not a curated record. NCBI's taxonomy places the organism in Eukaryota, Fungi, Ascomycota, Dothideomycetes, Mycosphaerellales, Mycosphaerellaceae.